AUGCUAAUAUUCAUCAUCUUAUAUUAUUCAUGGUUCCUAUUAGCUGUUUCCUGUCUCAAGUAUCCAAAUGAAAUAGUUGACACUCCAAUUGUAAUAUGUGAGAAUGACAAAAUCAUAAUCAAGAUAAAAACGUCCAUUUCCAAUCCUUCACAUAUUUACGUCGAUGGAAGAGAAAACGAUUUGGAAUGCGUUUCCAGGAAUCAGAACAAAAUCGAGGUGGCGCAUGAUAAAUGUGGAAUGGUUAAUGAAAAAUCGGAUCAACCAAAUGGUUCCAUUCGUCGUCUUUGCAUUUUCGUACAACUCCAUCCUCUAUUUGUCACUGAAUCCGAUCGUAGUUAUUGUGCUCAAUGUGUCUAUAUGAAUUCUCAUGUCAUGAAAGAUAUCGAAUCCACACUGGAUAUCAGUGAAGCACCUCCCCUCCAAUUAUCCCCCCAAUUCGAUGCUCCCGCCAUGCCGAAAUGUAACUACUCAAUUAGAAAACAAAGCAAAGAUGGACCACCAGUCCAAUACGCCUCCAUCGGAGACAGCGUAUUCCAUGUAUGGAGUUGUGAUGGAGAUCAUAACGGGAUUCUUGUUCAAAACUGCCAUGUUGAGGAUGGCCAAGGGAAUAAGAUAUUGAUCAUUGAUCAGAAUGGAUGUGGAAUUGAUCACUAUGUCAUGGAUACUCCAAUUUACAAUGGAGAACAAUCUGUGGCAUUUCAGGAGACACAUGUUUUCAAAUUCGCUCAACGAACUAUCACUCGUUUCAUAUGCCAAAUUAAGAUUUGUAUGAAGGGAGAUGAUUGUAGACAAUUAUCGCCUCCAGAAGCUUGUCCAAGCCUUGAAGAGAGAUUUGACGAUGCAGCAGUAGAAAAGGGCAAAAUGUUUGCAGAUGAGAUCCGUCCACCUGCAGUAAUGCCUUCCGAUUUGACUGGUCCAGAUCAAGAUACCUCGGUUGAAUUCGUUAGAAGAGCACCCAUGAAAGGAAGUAUUUAUUAUGGUGUUGGAUACAACCCGAAACGUCACCGUCGUGAGAUUCUGAUCAACACAGCGCCUCGACCACAGAAACAAUUCAUAAUGAAGAAUGGAUAUCCAGAGAUGGAAAUGGUUGGAGAGUUGAGAGUAUUCGAGAAUCCUCAGGAUGUUGAAUACUUUGAAUCCCAAAGAUCUCAAUCUUCUGGACCAUCGUCAAUUUGCGAAUCUCCAUCUUCCUCUCUAUUUUUCACUCUUCUCGUCACAGCGCUCGUCGUCCUCUCCAUUCUUCUCAUCUCACUCUUCUUGUUGAUUUCUUCUCGAAUUCGAUCAAGCAAAAACAAUUCCAUUCAUUUCGCACAAUGA
Messenger RNA from Caenorhabditis briggsae, 1317 nucleotides. Lineage: Eukaryota; Metazoa; Nematoda; Chromadorea; Rhabditida; Rhabditidae. Bases 1 to 1317 code for a protein of 438 amino acids. The record is from RefSeq and is a predicted model, not a curated record. The transcript has 7 exons.